AUGCUUCCCCGGGCGGGCAAAGAGUUUGUGGUUCGCAUCCGAUUCUCGUGGCGACAGUUGUUCCAGGGUCGGUACCUCUUGCUCACCAACACGGUUAGCGGAGGAGGCAUGUUGGCGCUAGGUGACUUCCUGCAGCAGAGCCGGGAAAAGCACAACGACCCGACCAGAAUCAGAGACUGGAACAGGACAGGUCGUAUGUUUAUGGUCGGCUGCUCCAUGGGUCCGGUGCUCCACUUUUGGUACACAUGGCUAGACAGAAGAUUUGUGGGAUAUGCUCUGAACACAGUGGUGAAGAAAGUUCUGGUUGAUCAGAUGAUUGCAUCGCCAACUCUUGGCAUGUGGUAUUUUUUAGGUAUGGGAGUCAUGGAGGGACACUCCUUGUCCCAUGGAUGGGAGGAGUUCAAAGAUAAAUUCUGGGAAUUUUACAAAGCUGACUGGUGCGUUUGGCCUGCGGCUCAGAUGGUCAACUUUUAUUUCCUUUCACCCAAAUUCCGUGUUGUCUACGUCAACACCAUCACUUUGGGUUGGGACACCUACCUCUCCUAUCUCAAACACAGAUGUGACAGUAAGCCCUCUGAGCCGCAAUCUGACAGCAGUGUGGUAGACGUGCAACAGGAAGUUCUGCCAACAUCCAAACCGCUGCAGGAGAAAAGUGGAUUGUGA
This is a messenger RNA of Nerophis lumbriciformis (worm pipefish), 663 nucleotides long. The record is from RefSeq and is a predicted model, not a curated record. Lineage: Eukaryota; Metazoa; Chordata; Actinopteri; Syngnathiformes; Syngnathidae.